UUAAACUCGAGAAAUAAGAGCUAAAGCUUUGAACAGAAAAGUUUAAAACAUGUAUAAAGUACAUCUUUUAAUUUUAUUUAACGUUUUCCUUAUUGCAGAAGGGUUUGAGGACAUAGCGUUUGCAGAUGAAUCGACGUUUGCGCAUAAUUAUGUGAGAGCUUUGCACUUGGUGUCGCCCUUGGUUUGGGAUGAAGGGUUAGCGUCUAUGGCAGAGCAGUACAGUAAAGUUUUGAGCCAUAAAGGAACAUUUAUGGAAAAAUCUAAAAAUGCUCAAAGUGGCUAUGUAGGAGAGAAUAUAUUUAAAGGUUUCGAUCGAUUGAAAUUUCCUAAGACCAUGGCUGACGCAGUUUACUUUUGGUACUACGAGAUUAAUGGUUAUCCAUUUGAUAGCGAUAACCCUGACGAUGAGAAACACGGACAUUUUACUCAAGUAGUCUGGAAUUCUACAACUCGAGUAGGCUGCGGUCGUGUCACUAAAGAAGAGUAUGGUGGAUUAAUGACCUAUAUUGUCUGUAACUACACUCCUAAAGGAAAUAUUCACGGGAUGUUUAAAGUUAAUGUUUUGCCUCUAGCUAACAACGAACCAGUUUUAUCUGCUGAUCAGCUUCACUCACUAACAGGAUGUGUGGAUAUUCAUAAAGAUUGCGAAAAGUGGGUAGGCGUAUGUCGUCAAGAAAUAUUUAAAAACGCAAUGCUGAAAUACUGUAAAAAAACAUGCAAUAUUUUGGUGCUUUCACCUUCACCAUCCUCAUUGGAAAAAAUCCUAUAGGCGUCUAUGCUAAUU
This is a messenger RNA of Hydra vulgaris (swiftwater hydra), 784 nucleotides long. RefSeq lists its product as uncharacterized. Gene Ontology annotation, cellular component: extracellular region. NCBI's taxonomy places the organism in Eukaryota, Metazoa, Cnidaria, Hydrozoa, Anthoathecata, Hydridae. The record is from RefSeq and is a predicted model, not a curated record.